AUGAUUUCCGUAUACGAAAUGGCAGCGAUCGUACGACCAGAUGUUUUCGUUCCGUCCACUUAUUACAGAACGCUGACGGGAUUAAAGAGAGGUCCGGACGAGUUACUGUCGUCUAUUCAUGGAACCAUCCUAGCGCCAGUUAUGACUGUCGAUUCGGAAGCGAAAAAGGCUAAGCUCGAUCCAACCGCUUUAUAUACACAGUAUAUCAGUCAGAUGAACGGUCUUACUACGGCACAGUUACUAGCUGGACAACCACUAGCACAGAUAGCCGCUCCCACCGCACAUUGUACAGCGACCUCAUCGAGCACCCCUCGUUCACGCGUUGUUCAUAUUCGAAAUAUACCUCCGGACAUGGUCGAUGUAGAGCUGAUUCAGCUGUGCGUCCCCUACGGUCCCCUAUCCAACUAUAUGAUGCUCAAGGGAAAGAGUCAGGCAUUCGUCGAGUACGAAGACGAGCACAGUGCCGUAGGCUUUGUUACGUCAAUGAAUGCAGUACCGAUUCAGAUUCGUGGUAGGACCAUUUUUGCGCAAUACAGUACGCAUCAAGAGUUACGAUUGGACAAGAACCGGUCGGCACAGGACACAGGUGCAGAUGGUCUUCCCAUUUCAAAUGGCAGUUCGAUCUCGACUCUGGAUAUUUCCGGAGGCACACAACAAGCACCGAAUAGUGUGUUACGGGUGAUCAUCGAGAAUAUGAUCUAUCCGGUAACGCUGGAUGUCCUGCAUACGCUCUUCUCUCGCUAUGGCAAAGUGCUGAGGAUCAUAACAUUCAACAAGAAUAACACGUUCCAAGCGCUUGUACAAAUCAGUGAAGCGAACGCCGCUCAACUCGCCAAACAGAACCUCGAGAACCAAAACGUCUACAACGGGUGCUGUACGUUGCGUAUUGACUACAGCAAAUUAAGUACACUCAAUGUGAAGUAUAACAACGACAAGAGUCGGGACUACACUAACCCAAACCUCCCAUCCGGAGAGAUCAGCCUCGAGCAGCAGCUCGGACUCGGAAUACCCGGACUGCAAUCGCUGCUGCCGACUGCUUCUCCGUAUUCAUUUGCGUUCGGUGCAAAUCCUGCCACCACGUUCAUACCUCCAACGUUAGGCGCAGAUGCAACCGCAUUGUCGCAGUACCUGCCCUCAUUGGGUGCGUUAGGCGGCACAGUCGGUGGUCUCACUCCCUCGUCGCUCACCUCACUUCGAUUCCCAGUAAACAUCCUCAGCAUCACAUCCGUCGUGCUUGUUUCAAAUUUAGAUGAAAAUAAAGUAUCGCCCGACGCUCUUUUCACGUUGUUCGGUGUAUACGGUGAUGUUGUACGUGUAAAGAUUCUUUACAACAAAAAGGAUAAUGCUUUAAUACAGUAUUCUGAGCCUCAACAAGCUCAAUUAGCCAUGCAACAUCUGGACAAAAUCCGUUGGCACGAUCGAGUCAUACGAGUUGCGCCAUCAAAACAUAACAAUGUUCAAUUGCCAAAAGAAGGUCAACCGGACGCGGGUCUCACGAGAGAUUACUCUCAUUCGCCUUUGCAUCGCUUUAAGAAACCGGGCAGCAAGAAUUACAUGAACAUCUACCCGCCCAGUUGCACCCUACAUCUCUCCAACAUUCCGCCAAACAUCUCCGAAGAGGCGUUGACCGAAGCGUUUGAGCAGAACGGGUUUCAAGUGAAGGCCUUCAAAUUUUUCCCCAAAGACCAUAAAAUGGCGCUGUGUCAGCUGGAGGACGUGGAAACGGCAAUCAACGCGCUCAUCGCCAUGCACAACCAUAAACUUGCCGAGAACGCUCAUCUUCGGUCGUCAGCAGGAAAUUUACAAACAAGGAAUUUGUCAUUCUCACAAGGAUACAUCAAAUGCUGUGAUACCCUACAUCUCUAUGUAUGUCUUUGUGUAAUUGCACCUACUUCUCGUCUGAAUGUCUGA
Necator americanus (New World hookworm) is the source of this 1911-nucleotide messenger RNA. RefSeq lists its product as uncharacterized. Lineage: Eukaryota; Metazoa; Nematoda; Chromadorea; Rhabditida; Ancylostomatidae. Gene Ontology annotation, biological process: mRNA processing; regulation of RNA splicing. The transcript is spliced from 21 exons. Gene Ontology annotation, cellular component: nucleus. Bases 1 to 1911 code for a protein of 636 amino acids. The record is from RefSeq and is a predicted model, not a curated record. Gene Ontology annotation, molecular function: mRNA binding.